CAAAGGGAAGAAGAAGACCAAGCCGGUUCUCUUGAAAAUGUUUCCCGUCGGUGUUAUUUCACUGCUGCACACAGUUGGAAAGUGCUGCGACAGGAAAACUCUUCACAUCUCACAGUUUUACAGUCAGCUGUGAUGGCUAAGCUCCAGGGCUUUGAGUUCUGGAAGAAGACUCUGAAGGAGGCGCGCUUCGUGGUGGCCCCCAUGGUGGACCAGAGCGAGCUGGCCUGGCGCCUGCUGAGCCGCAGACACGGCGCUCAGCUCUGCUACACCCCUAUGCUGCACGCUCAGGUGUUUGUGCGCGACGCCAACUACAGGAAAGAAAAUCUCUACAAUGAAGUCUGCGAGGCUGACAGGCCUCUGAUUACUCAGUUUUGUGCCAACGAUCCAGAGGUGUUCCUUCAGGCGGCUCUGCUGGCUCAGGAUUACUGCGACGCCAUCGACCUCAACCUGGGCUGUCCUCAGAUGAUCGCUAAGAGAGGACACUAUGGAGUUUUUCUACAAGAUGAAUGGGAGCUGCUGGAGAAAAUGGUCAGGUUAGCCAAUGAAAAGCUCUCGGUGCCAAUCACAUGUAAGAUCCGGGUGUUCAAGGAGGUGGAGAAGACGGUCCGCUACGCCCAGAUGCUCGAGAAAGCAGGAUGUCAGCUGCUCACUGUUCAUGGCAGAACCAAAGACCAGAAAGGAGCCAUGACCGGCAUCGCAAGCUGGGAGCACAUCAAGGCAGUACGGAAGGCAGUAAAUAUUCCAGUGUUUGCAAAUGGUAACAUCCAACACCUGAGCGACGUGGAGCGCUGCAUCCAGGAGACGGGAGUGCAGGGAGUCAUGAGCGCAGAGGGGAACCUCCAUAACCCGGCGCUGUUUGAGGGCUGCAGCCCCCCGGUGUGGGAGAUGGCUGAGGAGUAUCUGGAGGUGGUGAAGCAGUAUCCUCCGUGCACGCUGUCCUACGUACGAGCUCACCUCUUCAAGCUGUGGCAUCACACUCUGCAGAUCCACCAGGACCUGAGGGAGGAGCUGGCCAAGGUGAAGACACUCGAGGGUUUGGCCGAUGUCAGCAAACAGCUGAGGCUGCGCUGUCAGGAGGAGAUAGCCAAAGGAAAGGAUGUAGAAGAGAAGAAGAGCGACCUUCCUUUUCCCCACUGGAUCUGCCAGCCGUACGUCAGGCCACCGCCAAAAGAGCCCGUCGCCAACGGCAACAGCCAGGGGUCGGAGGUGAAGAAGACGGUGUGUCAGAAGAGGGCGCUGGAGGACUCAGAUGGAACGGCCGACACACUCUCCAAAAACAAGCAGAAGAAGAGAUCCCGCAACCCCAACAAGAACUUCUGUCCUGAGCAGAAACCCAAAUACAUCAAAUGUGAUCAAUGCGGGAACCCAAAGGGAAAUAAAUGUGUCUUCAACUUGUGUCGAGGCUGCUGUAAGAAGAAAGCCUACAAGGAGGUGGCAGACUGUCCAAGCCAUGGGCUGAGGUUCAAGACCAAGGCAGAGAGACGGAAAGCCGAGGAGGACGAGCAGAAGAAUGACGAGCAGAAGGAGGAGUCUGUGACGGAGAGAAGCAGCAGCUCUCCUCAGCUUCUCCCUGAUUCAUGUACAGAUCUGCAGGAGCAGUCGAAGCCUCACCUGCUGCUAUGAGCACGACUCAGGCUAUCUCUACAUGCACAAACCAAACUCCUGUUGAUACAGCUCUGAACUGUUACACAUUAAAGUCUCUACUGGGUACAAAUCACUUUUUAAUUAACGCAACAUCUGUGAAGCGUUUGAAAUGGGGUCACACAGCGUUUCAAACAUGUUGGUCUGAAGAAUAGUUGAGCCUGUCUCUGAACCGACUAGGAUUUAUUCAGCUGGGGAUGAGGACUGGAAGGACAGGCUGCUGUGUGCAUUGGAGACAUAGAGAGAUGUAAUGGAAGCUUCAUGGAACAGCUAACCAGGUUGUUAGCGCAUGCAGAGAUAGCCAGUGAUCCAUGAGGAGAUCCUGUACAUAAAGCUGCCAAAUAACCUCAAUGUCUGCAGGAAAGGACUGAUGGACGAGUACUGAUGCUGAUCGACAACCAGAGCUGUAAAACAUAUUUGUGUGAUGUGGACUUUUGGGACAAUAAAUAUCUGGGACUGGGCUUGGGAAAAUGGAAGAGUUAGAUUUUAAUUCCGUCUUUUUUUUAUUUGAAAGAAUUUCUGAAGACAAGUUUCAGAUGUUAUUUUACAAACUGCUCUUACCGUUAGAUCAUUUUGACAUUUCACAGCAGAAAUAACGGCUCCAUUCCGCUGAGGGGAGGUCCAGCUGUUCUCCAGACACGCUCCCUGUCAUGGAUUUAAAUUAGUGAUGAUGUCAGUUUGACCUGUGACAAGUCAGAAUGUCUGCUGUUGGACACAAUUCCAUUUCUUGGCAUUUUAUUUCUUUCUCUUCAGGUCCUGAUUGUGGUUACAUUAGCUAAACUAUUUAUUUUGGGUAAAGGGUUUGCCUGUGGUGCAUUGACCUCCUGUAUGUUUGUGCCUUUUGAUGAUAAAUACCACUGCCUAUCCAGACUUGAGCACGAGAGGGAACAGAGGGAGGGAAAGCUCAGUGAACACACAGUCCAAAAGAAAUUACUUUAAAGGUGCUAAUUAUGCGUACAGUGAAAAGAGACGGUUUUACAUUUUGGGAAAGGUUUUUUUUUUCCUUUGCCGUCUUUUAGCCAGACAAGAAACUCAAUAGAAAAGUUAUCUGUGUUCAUUUUUAGUCUAGCUUGACACAAAGAUGGGAGGCUAAACGUGUUGAUGUAAACUGGAAAAAAAGGAGGAGACAUUUCAUAAGCAGCUGAACUCUGGUUGGUUUUCUAACGUGCUAUAAUUCAUUGCCUCUGUUUUUCUUGUGUUUUUAAAAAGAUGAAACAUUUUGCUGUCGGUGUCAAUAGAUCCCUGUGAUUCUUGUGUUAAGCUAGCCUAAAAAAAAACAUUUCUUUACUGAAUGCACAGACGAGUAAUUGUUAUUGUUCCUAUCAUCUGACUUCAAAUCCCUCUCUGCUCAUUGAUUAAACCAUAAAAAAAUCUCUGUGUGACAGUGA
Acanthochromis polyacanthus (spiny chromis) is the source of this 3029-nucleotide messenger RNA. RefSeq names its product dihydrouridine synthase 1-like (S. cerevisiae) (gene dus1l). The transcript has 14 exons. Bases 133 to 1623 code for a protein of 496 amino acids. Lineage: Eukaryota; Metazoa; Chordata; Actinopteri; Pomacentridae. The record is from RefSeq and is a predicted model, not a curated record. Gene Ontology annotation, molecular function: tRNA dihydrouridine synthase activity.